Molecule: messenger RNA, 5605 nt
Organism: Rhagoletis pomonella (apple maggot)
Lineage: Eukaryota; Metazoa; Arthropoda; Insecta; Diptera; Tephritidae
Product: probable serine/threonine-protein kinase yakA
Exons: 11
Coding region: 571-5268 (1565 amino acids)
Cellular component (GO): nucleus
Source: RefSeq, a predicted model, not a curated record
GAAAAUACACACUUUCGGACUAGCUAGCCUCGGCCGAAUUCGGAGUGGGAAUGUUUUUCUCAAAAUGGCGCUCGGACUGUGUAACAACGAGUAGACAGAAUAGGUGACGCGAAAAAUUGAAAAUUAACAACAAGAACUUGGUAUUUUUGUGAAAAUUAUAGUUGAAAAGUGUGCAUAAGGACUUAUAUAAUAGCGGUCAAUUGGAGUUUAAACUGCAAACACCAAAUAGCAGUGAAAAUUUUCAGUUUUUACCAAAACGCAGCUCAACGAGUUGCAGGAGAACGCGACGAGUCACGCAAGGCGACAGCUUUGGGCAACGGCGCAUAGAACGACCGGUCGAGCCGUUUUGCCGUGCAGCUACCACAGUCGUAAUCCAGCUAGAUACAUAACGCAAGACAAAGUACACAUUUGAGGUGCUCCAUUGAUUCGAAUGCUGAACGGGCGUUGGAGUAGUACGGGACAAGCAAAUAAAAUCCCCAAACUAGAAAUUUUCGUACUGCGCGUACAUUUCACCAAUCGGAAGCAUAGCAAUCAUCUAUAUAUAUACCACAUAAACGUUUCUUAAACAAUAUGGAUCCCAAUUCAAGUCCCUGGUCUUAUGCUUAUAAUCGCAUUGUGCCAUCUGCCUCCAGUACUGGUUCUGCAGAAGAUUUUCAACACCCGCACUUGGCGCCAGCACAGUCUUUGUUUCUACAAGCAGCACAUUCAGGCAUAGCUGCAAGCUUCAAUGCCGCAGCUGCUGGCAGCGGCAGUUUUGUGUCACCAUCGCCUAUCAGCGGAUAUAAUCCGGUAUUUCAACAAAUCUACCAUCAUGCAGCAGCUGCUAGCGCACAACCAAAACCGGCACAUUACGCUUCAAGUGCGGUCAAUACGCCCGUACGUCAAAUACAAAUCCCAUCAACGCUGGAUAAACAAUUGACGAAUUUCCAAAAUCAAGCCGCAGUUGCUGUUGUAUCAUCUGCUGCAGCAGCUGCUGCAAAUAAUGCAGCGUCUAAUUAUUAUGGUGAAAAUUCUUCGUCAAGCGGUGCAUCACCAUCGCCCACAACUUCUGCUCUUACAUCAACAACGCUCAGUUGGAAUACGCCGAUGAUAUCCAAUACUUUUUUGGCUAUGCAACAACAGCAGCAGCAACAACAGCAGCAACAGCACCAGCAGCAGCAGGCACAGCAGCAACAAUUGAAUUUAGUUGCGGAUAAGGUGCAAAUCAAACAGGAGAAACCCGCCGAUCUUAAAACUUAUAAUGACAUAAUUAUUUAUCAGACACAACUACAACAGCAGCAACAACAGUUGCAACAACAGCAACAGCAAGAAGAAGCCACUGCUUCAAUAGACAAUGAUGGUGAAAUGUACUAUACCAUCGAUGGUAAAAAUUAUAAAAUUGUGCGAAAAGGGCAGCAACAACAAGUUAUACAAGUAGAGCAUAUACAACAGAACGAUGUAAAUGCUACAUAUGCUGCUGGCAGCACAACACCAGCCCUUACCGUUGCAGUUGAUGGUGCAGUGUCGCCUCAUGUAAUCGUAUAUAAGACGGGUGUAGGUGCGGAAUCACCUGUCUUGCGGCGCAACGUUGCAGGUGGCAGCUCACCCGCAUCAACUGUGGCAUAUUCCUCUGUGAUACAAAGUACACCGCCACAACAGCAACAGCUGCAACAACAGCAACACGUUUCCGCGUGUUGGACUAAAAUCGAAGAUACAAAUGGAUCUACGGAUGGUGGUGGUAGCACAGAAGAUGUGAAAAAUGUUUUACAACUUCAAGUAAAGCAGGAGAAUCGUCAAUUGGGCUAUGUUACGGAUAACGAAGUGGGCGAAAGUUUAAUAUUUAACUUGCCACCUGGCCUAGAAAUUAAGCAAACGUUAUAUAAUCCGAAUACGAGUUCUUCUAUAGGUAAUGCGAGUGUUUUGCAACAUACACAACAACAAGCUCAACAACAGCAACAACAGCAGCUGCUUGUACAACAAAAUUUAUACAAUAAUAAUCAAAAAAUGCAGCAACAGCAGCAGCAGGUCGAAAAGCAGCGGCGCCAGCAUAUGGUGGCAAAUAUGCUGGUGUCGCCAACGGCUACUAAUAAUCAGCAACAGCAAACCACUGCCGCUCAACAACAGCAGCAACCACAAACUACGUCUUCCCAAGCGUCACAGAUUCAAAUCAUACCCAAGGUUGAAGUGGAACAACCAAAACAGUUGCCGGCGAAACCGGCCAAGACGCCGCGUAAACGCCAACCCAAAAAGACGCUCGUGACCAACGAAUAUGCGACGGUGCGCAGUCCUCAGCAAGAAGUCGUACAACACCAACAACAACAGCAAGCACAGCAGCAUCAUCAGCAGCAACAACAACAGCAGCAGCAGCAGCAGCAAACGCAACAACAACAACAGCAGCAACAACAAGCUACCUACUAUGACUUCAAUAGUAAAUGGAAUACACCACUGAAGAUUGAGAAUAAUACGCCUUCACCGGUGGCCCAAACGCCAGCUAUAAGCAUACCGACUUAUGUGAACCCACAUGCGGCACAACAACAACAGCAGCAACAGCAACAGCAGGCACAACAACAGCAGCAGCAACAGCAAGUUCAGCAACAGCAGCAGCAGCAACAACAGGUCGCCGCACAACAGCAGCAACAAAUACCACAACCGGCGCAUAUGCAGUCAUCACAGGCGCAAUCACAAGCGCAUUUGACGAAUUUGUCUUCAUAUUAUUCGAGCACAUUUCCACAACAAAUCGCCUCUCAGUACUCGGCAUGCAUGCAACAGAAUGCUGCAACCGCAGGCGCUAUACAACACACGCUAUAUAAUCUCAAUCAACAGCAGCAACCCCAACAGCCGUUGCAACAGUCACCGCAGCAACAGCAGCCGCAGCCGCAGCCGCAGCCGCAGCAACAACAACAGCCGCAACCGCAGCAGCAACAACAGCAAGCGCAAGCGCAAGCUCAACAUCAGCAGCAGGCGACCCAACAACAACCACAACAAUCUAGCGCAGAAACCACUUCGGCUGUUAAUGAUCCAAGCAAUAAAGUGAUUGUGCCCAAUAUCGAAGAGGAAUUGGAUUUUCUAACUGACGCGGUUGCACCAAAACAGGGCUAUGCGAACUCUUCUUCAACUACGAACAAGAAUGGACGCAGCGCCACCAAUUUCGGCAUACGACAUCCGCAAACCGAAACGCAAAGUGCUACCAGUACGCCAGCGGCCAGUUCGGUCGCAAAUAAUGGCUUGGCUGCCACGGCAACGCCCAAAGGUGUUGUCACGCCAGUUAGCGAACGCAAGCCCGUUGUCGGCACUUCCAUCGGUGAGAAAAAGACACAAUUCAUGGACAGCUAUUUAAAGUUCCUGCAGGGCGAGCGUGACGAUUCACCGCCACCGGCUGUGGUGAAGAGUGGUCGCAAGAUGAACUAUCAGCGUUCGCCGAGUGGCACUGCGGUGAAACGUAUAAAAACAGGCGAUGAUCCAGCAAUCGAUGCUGCUGCCGGCCAAGGAAACGAGCAACAACCGAACCAGCAACAAGCGGACGUGGGGGACGAACAAAACCCUGUCUUAACAGGGGAUGAUGCACAUCGCAUAAAAAUACUCUCCCAAACGCAAAUAUUACCGAAGAAGCGUCCACAGGCACAUAUGGCAGCCGCCGCAGCUGCUGCUGCUGCAGCUGAAACUUCAGCACCAACAACGACAAGCACCGCAUCGGUCAUUCAGCAUCCAGCUGAACAGCAACAGCAGAUACAACAUCAGCAGCAACAACAGCAAUCAUUCCGGCCGUACGGGCAACAACCUCCGGUGCAGCCGCAGUCACAACAACAGCAGGCACAACAUCAACAACACCAACAGCAACAGCAAUACUGUGCACAAUUGGGCUUUAGCGGUGGUGGCGGCGGCGGCAGCAGUCAAGAUCCACUCACAUUGCCGCCUCGGCGCGAGCAAGGGCUACGUAAAGCGAAACAGACAAGCAUGCACGCCAUGUUUAUGAGUUCGGGCAGUGCCGGUGGCGCUGGUACCAGCGCCUUGGCUGACAAUGAAGAUCAAGAGCCCGAUGAAUUUGCAGAUUCAGACACAGAUCCGGUGUGGACACCACAAGAAGAGGAUAGCGAUGAUGGCAGCAGAAGUUACCGCCGUAAGACGUCGCGUCGUAAUAAGAGCGCACCGCGAAAAUCUAAUUAUAAUGAAGAGUCGGAGCCGCAACAAACUCCGCUAAAUCAACAAGUACAACAACAACAGCAGCAACAGCAACAACAACAACAACAACAGCCACAACAGGUGCAGCAACAGCAAAAUGUUGAUGGCUAUACACCGAACAAGGCCAAUGCAUCUUCGUAUUCUAAUGCUGCGCACGAUGCUGAUAAUUUCAAGACCGGUGACUUCAUAGUUCUUCGUUCGGAUUUGGUCAACGAUUGGCCUAUCAUCUGGCAAGUGGAUACCCAAUGCAUUCUACAAAAAUACGAACCGUUUUGCCAAAAUGGCAAAAUGUUCUAUCGUAACAUGUCCAUGUAUUCGUCUUGGAAUCUCGAUUCUAAGAAGCUAUACGUUAAGGCGCCCGUGCGCAUACAGGUACAAUCGCACAAAGAGACUAUCGUGGAAUUUAUGCGAUCCGAGUUGAUAGCCGACGAUACUGAACAAUUUAUUGAGAAAAUCAUGGAAGACUUUUUGCGUUAUCGUGAUAACUUUGAAAUUUAUAUUCAAACAAUGAUAUCGCAAGUGCUUGAUCCCAGCUUUUUCUUGGAAAUAACUAGAGAAAAAGAUGAAUACUUUUUGGGCAGCGUCCGCAUCAUCGACAGCAUAAUGGACAAUUGCAAGCGUAAGUUACUUUCUAUUACGCCUUGGACGCGCAGUAUUAUUGUUUCGAUUGAAACAUAUCCCAAAUGUCAUGUAUUCACUGAAUGGGGUCAAAAUAAUUUGACCCAAAAGAAUUGUGGAGGCUGUCAUCAACCAGGCAUAUCAGUACGUUUUCUACUUUUCGGCAAUCCUUAUCAUGCCAACACUAUGCAGCCGGUCCCAGUUGAUACACGUUUGGCUUGUGAGAAGGAUAUACUUUUAUGCCGCAUUUGUGCUGCUCGCGCUGACAUUUUCCACAAGAUUGCUCAUGAGAAGUUUAAUUUGUAUAUACAUUGUUCGAGACGUGUUGCUGAGCAACAACAAGAAUAUCCUGGUAAAUCUUCUACGGAAAUUUUGAAUGAUCUACUCGCCGAACACAACUGGGUGGAUGAGCUAUUCCGCAACAUGCGCAACUCGUGGGCCGAGGUUGAAAGCUUAGAGCGUCAAAAACGUUUUCGCGAAGUUUCACAAUAAAAUGAACACGGUUAAGGCAUGCUAAUAAUUUACAUUAUUGUCUUUGGAAUUGGUGCUCACGUUCUGUCCGAGUUCAGAAUAAAUAUGCCGUGCAAUAAGUAGCCCAGCAAACAGCUAACGAAAUUCCUUAAAAACUCUAAUUACGCAAGCAAAACUAAAUGAUUAAAAUUACUACAUACAAAACAAAAAUUGAACGACAAAAAAUAUUCUUUUACAAACUGUUAUAAGCGCGUAAAAUGCAACAUAAUACAUUUUUGUGCAAGCUAUAGAACAGUUCAGCUAAGCUAAAUACAAAUAUAUACAUACACAUAUAAUAGCAGUUGCUAAGUACAUAUAU